This is a messenger RNA of Plectropomus leopardus (leopard coralgrouper), 1127 nucleotides long. It is a transcript of the gene pudp, whose product is annotated as pseudouridine 5'-phosphatase. NCBI's taxonomy places the organism in Eukaryota, Metazoa, Chordata, Actinopteri, Perciformes, Serranidae. Gene Ontology annotation, molecular function: phosphatase activity. The record is from RefSeq and is a predicted model, not a curated record.
GAGCCAGCAUGUCUGCAGCAUUAGACAGCUACAAACACGUGAGCUAUGUUAUUUUCGACAUGGAUGGAUUGUUAUUAGACACGGAGCGACUGUACACUGUGUCCUUUCAGCAAGUCUGUGACCGCUUUGGAAAGCAAUACACUUGGGACGUGAAGUCAUCAGUGAUGGGGAAAAAGGCUCUGGAUGCUGCCCAAAUGAUCCGGGACGCUCUGGAGCUUCCCAUGACAGCUGAAGAACUUCUUGCCGAAACCAGAGAAAUACAAGAGAGCAUCUUUCCCUCUGCCAAACUCAUGCCAGGUGUGGAGAGACUGGUGCACCAUCUGAAGAAGCACCGGAUCCCGAUCGCAGUGGCCACCAGCUCAGCUGGCGUGACGUUCAAGUUAAAGACGAGCCAACACGAAGACUUCUUUAGUCUGUUCGACCAUAUUGUCCUGGGUGAUGAUCCCGAGGUGAAGAACCACAAACCUCAACCCGACUCUUUCCUAGUCUGUGCCAGCAGAUUCAACCCCCCGGCUUCUCCAGAGAAGUGUUUGGUGUUUGAAGACGCUCCCAACGGCGUGAAGGCGGCGCUGGCUGCGGGGAUGCAGGUGGUGAUGAUUCCGGAUGACAACCUGGACCCCGGCCUUACCCAGGAGGCCACGCUGCGACUCAGGAGCAUGGAGCAGUUUGAGCCGCACCUCUUUGGCCUGCCCGCGUUGGAAUGAGCCAGAAUCCCGAAAAAAAAGGGAGAUUUUUUGUCAAAAAGUAAGAUCUUUUUUUGUUAAAGCAGGAACGAUAAUUCUAUAAAAAUGUUCGAACGCAGCAAAUUGGCUUGCUCGAUAAAAAAGGCGGCGAGCAACUUGGCAAGAAGUGUGACGCAAAUUGCAAGAGGUUAGCAGAUUUAGAAAAAAAUUGUAAAAACCUAUGCACAGAAUUAUGUUAAUUAUAUAUUUAAAAGUAAUUUACGGAUUUUUGAAAGUGCAUUUUCUUCCAGGUUAUGUCCUUUUUUAAAAAGUACAAGAAAAUUGGCUGAAAAUUUGUAAAGAGAAACACUAAAAAGGUAAAGAAUCGAUAGAAAAAUAGAGAAAUUGCCUACAAAAGGUAAAAGGUAAUUUUUCCUUUGUUUCUUUUUCUUUUUAUCCCAAACA